CCCUGGUAGCGGAAGUGACGUAGUGUGGGGCGUGUCCGGUCCUGCACAAUGGGCCAUGGAGUUCCCGUUCGAUGUGGAUGCGCUGUUCCCGGAGCGGAUCACCGUGCUGGACCAGCACCUGCGGCCUCCGGCCCGCCGACCCGGAACCACAACGCCGGCCCGUGUGGAUCUGCAGCAGCAAAUUAUGACUAUCGUAGAUGAGCUGGGCAAGGCUUCUGCCAAGGCGCAGCACCUCCCUGCACCCAUCACCAGCGCUUUGAGGAUGCAGAGCAAUCGCCACGUUAUUUAUGUACUAAAGGACACCUCUGCCCGACCGGCAGGGAAAGGAGCCAUUAUUGGUUUCCUGAAAGUCGGAUACAAGAAGCUCUUUGUACUGGAUGACCGGGAGGCUCACAAUGAGGUAGAACCGCUUUGCAUUCUGGACUUUUACAUCCACGAGUCAGUGCAACGGCAUGGCCAUGGGCGAGAACUUUUUCAGUACAUGUUGCAGAAAGAACGAGUGGAACCACACCAACUGGCCAUUGACCGGCCAUCCCCAAAGUUGCUCAAGUUCCUGAACAAGCACUACAACCUGGAGACCACUGUCCCCCAGGUGAACAACUUUGUGAUCUUUGAAGGCUUCUUCGCCCAUCAACACCGGCCCCCCACUCCCUCUCUGAGGGCAACUCGACACUCUCGUGCUGCUGUGGCCGAUGCCAUACCCGCUGCUCCAGCACGGAAGCUGCCACCAAAAAGAGCAGAGGGAGACAUUAAGCCAUACUCCUCCAGUGACAGAGAAUUCCUGAAGGUGGCUGUGGAGCCUCCUUGGCCCCUGAACAGGGCCCCUCGGCGUGCCACACCUCCAGCCCACCCACCUCCACGUUCUAGCAGCCUGGGCAACUCGCCGGAUCGGGGUCCCCUUCGGCCCUUUGUGCCAGAGCAGGAGCUGCUUCGCUCCCUGCGUCUCUGUCCCCCACAUCCCACUGCACGCCUUCUGCUGGCCACUGACCCUGGAGGCAGCCCAGCCCAGCGCAGACGCACCAGCUCCCUUCCCCGAUCUGAUGAGAGUCGAUACUGACAGGAAACCUGGGAGGGCAGAUACACUCCGUCCUACAACUUGCAACCCACGCUUCCAUCAAGAUUUUUUCUUCCUCUUUCUUGAACAACUGGGUUGCCAGGGUUCUAAAUAGCCUAAUACUUUGUAGCUUUUCUUACUACGGAAGACUCCCCUGUACUCCAACCUGCUAUGAAUACUCACCCACAGAUCACCCACAGACAGGCUGUUCUGUUCCAGAUCUCUUGGGCUAAACGACUCCUACUGACUCCCUAGAGAAGCACACUCUGCUUAUGGUCAGACCCCAGACCACCAGAGGGUCCAAGGGCCUCCUCUGCCGAUGGACCUUUAUGGAGUGUCUUGCCAAUGGAUUAAUUCCCUCCACAGUGCCCACUAGUAGCUCUAAUCCUGCAUUCUCCUGCCAAACAAACCUGCCCUUUUAGUCUGAUAACUCCAGCCCCUGAGCAAGCUCUGCUUCAGAGCAGUUCAUGCUGGUAGGACCAGGGUUCGGCUUCUCAACACCGUCCUCCCAAUAUUGCCAAACUCUUACUUUCCAAGUGUUAUUGUAGAUCUGUCAGACUAAUGUUUCUCUGGGGGGGGGUCUCUGCAGGAGACACACAGACUCCACCACUUUCUUCAGAUAAGCUGAGUCUGUCUCUUGGCAGUAGAUCCCAGCAAACACUCCAGGACCAUUUAGCUGUGUCUCUGAUAAGCCUGGUCCAUUAGAUCCUGCAAUCCCCCAUCCUCCCUGCCUCCCUAGUAAAUACACUUGUGAGAUUGUCUUGAGAUGAGAUGGGGUCACCCUUGUGCUGCCCCGCCUUCUUUUUCCUUCAUAGCAAGAGCCUCCUCCCCUGCAUCCAUGCCCAGGGUGUAGAAGGACCCUCUUCCCCCCUCCCUAAUCCUCCCGUUAGAUCAGGUGCCUCACUUUGUCCCCUGAAGUCCUUGGGAGCAGGCCCUCCCUCCUCCCUUACUCCUUCCUGAUUUCUUUUCCCUCUCAAUGUCGUCUCAAUAAAGUGUGGGUUCUUCUGUGUUUUCUAAAUUGACA
This is a messenger RNA of Mastomys coucha (southern multimammate mouse), 2078 nucleotides long. RefSeq names its product alpha tubulin acetyltransferase 1 (gene Atat1). Bases 56 to 1057 code for a protein of 333 amino acids. Gene Ontology annotation, biological process: alpha-tubulin acetylation. The record is from RefSeq and is a predicted model, not a curated record. Gene Ontology annotation, molecular function: tubulin N-acetyltransferase activity. Gene Ontology annotation, cellular component: microtubule. The transcript has 11 exons. NCBI's taxonomy places the organism in Eukaryota, Metazoa, Chordata, Mammalia, Rodentia, Muridae.